Messenger RNA from Hirundo rustica (Barn swallow), 3654 nucleotides. It is a transcript of the gene KCTD21, whose product is annotated as potassium channel tetramerization domain containing 21. Bases 349 to 1131 code for a protein of 260 amino acids. NCBI's taxonomy places the organism in Eukaryota, Metazoa, Chordata, Aves, Passeriformes, Hirundinidae. Gene Ontology annotation, molecular function: cullin family protein binding; histone deacetylase binding. Gene Ontology annotation, biological process: ubiquitin-dependent protein catabolic process; protein homooligomerization. The transcript is spliced from 2 exons. The record is from RefSeq and is a predicted model, not a curated record.
GAUAAGGGAGAGGAGGGGUGACCCGUCGCUUCCUGCCUCACGCCUGCUGGGAAUUCGAGUCUCUUCCCGGAGCUCGUCACCACGUUCCCCGUGCCAGCCUCGGGGUGAGCGGCCUUUCCCCAAACGCCUGCUGGAAAUUUCCAGAGGCACCGCAGCAGUCCCGAGACAAAAAGCUGCUGUGCCCCCACCCCGCAGGGGCUUCAUUUUGGGAUCUAUUGCUCCUGGCAGGCACGCCAUGCUCUGCUUCACCGACUGAAUUUAAGGCUCUUACUGCUGCUCAGUUGGAAGGGCUCAUAUUAAGUAAGCGUCCAAAAUCAGAAUUAGUCCCAGCACCGUGAUUUUUCCAUCAUGUCAGAACCUAUCACGCUCAAUGUUGGAGGAAAACUCUAUACCACCUCUCUGUCCACUCUGACUAGCUUUCCAGACUCCAUGCUGGGGGCCAUGUUUAGUGGGAAGAUCCCAACCAAGAAGGACAGCCAAGGUAACUGCUUUAUUGACAGAGAUGGCAAAAUCUUCCGCUAUAUCCUGAACUUCUUACGAACUUCUCACUUGGACCUCCCUGAAGAUUUUCAGGAAAUGGGCUUACUGCGGCGGGAAGUAGAUUUUUAUCAAAUUCAGCCCUUGAUUGAGGCCUUGCAGGAGAAGGAGGUAGAGCUUUCUAAAGCAGAGAAAAAUGCCAUGCUCAACAUCACCCUCGAUCAGAAGACCCAGACCGUUCACUUCACUGUCCGAGAAGCACCCCAGAUUUACAGCCUGUCUUCCUCCAACAUGGAAGUGUUCAGUGCUCAUAUCUUCUCCACAUCGUGCCUGUUCCUGAAGCUUCUUGGUUCCAAACUGUACUACUGUUUCAAUGGAAACCUUUCCUCAAUAUCCAGUUACCUGCAGGACCCCAACCACUUGACCUUAGAUUGGGUUGCGAGUGUGGAAGGCCUUCCCGAAGAGGAGUACACCAGGCAGAACUUGAAGAGACUCUGGGUGGUGCCAGAUAAUAAGCAGAUCAAUAGUUUCCAGGUGUUUGUGGAAGAAGUGCUGAAAAUAGCCAUGAGUGAUGGUUUCUGCAUAGAUUCUGCUCAUCCACAUACUUCAGAUUUCAUGAAUAAUAAGAUUAUUCGCCUAAUUCGGUACAAGUAGGAAUGGCUGUUUGUUGUGGUGCCAGCAUGGAGAUAACACGGGUUAAGUGUUUGCCUUUAAAACACACUUACAGCCUAAUUCAGAAUCAUGCUUAUCUGGAUUAAGAGUCACUAACAAGGAGAUGAUUUUCCUUUAAUGUACUUACCAAUACAACCUUUCAGAAUGUGUCCAUAUUCCAGACAGAAGCAGUAUUGUCUAGCACCUGAAUUAAGGACUGGCUCUGUCUCUGCCUCUGACCUGCUGUACAGUUCUGGGGGAAACCACUUAACUUCUGUCCUCUUUACGUUUUCCAGUUGGAAAAUGAGUGAUCCUUAACCUGUACUGCCAGGGGCUGCGAGGGUUCGGUGACCGUGGUUUGGAAUGUGUCUGGAGAACGGAUGCAGUGAAAGAUACCAUGGAGCUGCAGUGCGGCAGGCAGCCCUAGGAGCACGUUUGCCAUGUCUCGCUGUAUCACCUGUGCAGAGCAUUCAAGAAGCUUGUUUGGAUCCGUGGAGAAGAAGCCUUCCCACAUGCACUCAGUACAGCUGUAAAGGAUGGUGCAAGUUGCAAAUUAGUAAGAGAUCCCAUCUCUUUGGGUUCAACAAAGCAUUUCUGUCACCCUGUGAAGCUGAUUUGGGUUUUCUUCUGAACCCUGUGAGGAAGCCCCUGCUUUAUUGUGCUUUCAGGGAAGCCCUGUUGGAAUAAUGUGACUGGCAAGGAAGCCAUAGAAAAGGGAAUGGUGUUAUUACAAACCAGGAAGAUUAAACCUUUACUUUUACAUUCCAAAUGCAUCUGAGACAACUAGUCCUUUUCUUUCUCUUACAAUGUUAAUAUUUGUCUGGAGCAUGCUGCUGAAACUUUCUAAGGUGAAGACAGAUUUUGAGGCAGAGGCCUCCAAACAUCUUCUAAACAUUUGAGCCUCUUUUGGGCAUAUCUCCCUUCAGCAGUGCCUGGAAUGCAUGGGAUGCUCCUGGGUAGGAUGGAUUUCAUUUGAAAGGACAACUCUCACCAGGUUACACCUAGUAUUUUUCAUAGCAAAAACAGAGGGUCAUUUUUCCUAUCCUGGUUCAUUGAGCCUUUUUUGGUUUAAUGUCUUUGUGAAAUGGUCAGGUCACUAAAAGAAUUUUACCCGCUUGCUUGGCUUCAGUGUCAGCUUGCCAGAGGGAAGGCAGUGGGAAACCAGAGGUCAAACUCUUCCCUACACACCUGGUCUGUGCUGUAAUGAAGAUCAUAACUCACUAGCUGCAUGUUGUCUCUAAACAUCAUUUGUGCCACAUUCAAGAUGGUUCUUUCUCAGCUAAUUAUGUUUAAAAGUAUCUUAACUGUAUUUCCCUGACCAGAUUGCUAUGAGUGCAUGAGAGGCCCUCUGGAACCUUUUCAGGUGUCUUUAAUGAGAUAGAAGGGAAAAUGCAAUAACGAAGUUUUGCAUUUCAGAGUUUCAGUGCUUCCAAAGGUUUCUAGCACAGGGCUGUGAAGCUCAGUACUAUGCAUGUUCUUGUUUCCCAAAGUAACUCCUCUGUUUGUUACAUUAAGCUGACCUGUGAUCAAGCUUAAAGAAGCUUUUUUUUUUUUUUUUUUUUUUUUUUUUUUCCCCUUGUAAAAAACCAGUGUGAUCAAUAUAUUUCUACUGUCCCAAACUGUGACUGCAUCAACAACACAAAUCAGCAUGCUGGUAGGUAAAAUGCACAUUCUGCAGCUGUUACAAACCACUGCCCUUUUUCUGACUUGGUGCUAAACCAGCAUGAUACACGUGGGACCAUGUUGUCAGAAAGCACUGAUUGGGCUUGAAGCCCUCAGAACUACUAAGUGUGGCAAAUUUUGUGUAUUUUGAGGAUUGUACACAGGAUUUUGUGGCCAAAUUCCAGUUUGAGUCACCAUGUUCUAUAUUUAGUUGCAUUAGGAAGAACUUUUGUUUUUUCCCAUCCCAGUCCUGAAUUACAAAGCAUGAGUUGGCCAGUCAUCUGCACACUGACAGGGAUGAUCUGUGCUGGUAAUAUGAUUAUGAUCUAUAAAAUGAACCCUCUUUCAUCAAAAUUUUGACUUGAAACAGAUCUGCUGUUGCUGACUUUGUGAUAACAGAGAUUUUGGGGACUGUUGACGGUAUUUCCCUUUAACCCACACCCUUGAGAGUAGAUUUUAUAUGAUCUGUAACUGGAGCUCUUGUAUGUCAUGAUUAAAAUAAUACUCACCAGUAGGAAUUUGUUUCCUCUCAGCUUGAGUUUAGCCAAAGGUAAGAGCAGUGGGCUUAGAUCUCAUUUGGAAGGGUGGAGUGUGUAAAGUCUGACCUACACCCUUCUGUUCCAGCAAAAUAAAAUAUUCCAUGGGAGAGUUGAAUUACUACUGCUUGCUUUUUUUUUUUUUUUUUUUUUUUUUUUUUUUUUGUGAAAGGCAAGUAAGAGGAGGCUGUAAAAGGAGAGAACUGGACCCAGAUCUUCACCUGGAGUGCUUUAAGCAAAAGAUGAACAAAUUGAAUACACAUUUAUUUGUACUCAUGCAGCCAAGUCAGUAAAAGGUACAGCUGGCCCCAGAUCUCUGUCAUUUGUU